Neocloeon triangulifer is the source of this 1096-nucleotide messenger RNA. RefSeq names its product thrombin inhibitor hemalin-like. Bases 21 to 578 code for a protein of 185 amino acids. Gene Ontology annotation, molecular function: serine-type endopeptidase inhibitor activity. NCBI's taxonomy places the organism in Eukaryota, Metazoa, Arthropoda, Insecta, Ephemeroptera, Baetidae. The record is from RefSeq and is a predicted model, not a curated record. The transcript is spliced from 5 exons.
AAGGCGCACUCGACGUCAAAAUGUUGACUCGGCAAUCUUUGCUUUCAUCGGCCCUGCUGCUGUUUUGUCUGCUCGUUCGCACCGCGGCCGCAACUCCAAUUCCAGACUCUGGCGGUUCGUCUUCGUCAAAUGCUUCGUUGGAGGUGUGUUUGCGGGGUCCGAUGAAGGAGGGGGCCCUGAUCGAGUGCGACGCGUACCUGCCCAUGUACACGUUCAGGGCGGCGAGCGGCGAGUGCGAGGGAUUCAUUUACGGCGGCUGCGGCGGAUCCGAAAACCUUUUUGCGACGCGCGCCGAGUGCGAACACGCCUGCCGACACCUCGUCAGGGAAAGACGCGGCUUGGAUUGCGGGCAGCCGACCGAAAAGGGCCGCUGCUUGGCCGCCCUCCACAGAUUCGCCUACAACCCGACAAGCCGCGACUGCGACGAGUUUGUGUACGGCGGGUGCGGCGGUAACGCCAACAACUUCCGCACCAGGACCGAGUGCCUGAAGAAGUGCGACCCCGAAGUGGCCAAGUUCAAGGACGGCGACGUCGUUCCUCCCUUGGACGCCCAAAUCGUCGUCGAAGCCGUAGAUUAAUUUCCAAAAUGGAAUUUCCUUCCGAAGAGUACAAAAAUUGUUAAUAAAGAGUUUUUUUCCAUUAGAAAAUUGAGCAGAUCAUUCCCAAUCCAGCAACCUUUUGGCAGGGUAAUGUAAAUUUUCGUACCUUGUUAACCUUGCCAAGAGGUUUUCUAAAAUUUAUAAUUUUCCCAAAAAUAUCUAAUUAUACGGGACUUAAUUCAAAUUUAAUUUUUUUAAAUUUUCAAUCGGCCAUAACUCGGCCUCCUGUUGUCGUAGAACAAAAAUCCAGGUAUGGCUGAAUUUGUCUCGUCACCCUCUACAACUUUGCUGUUGAAAGCAAAAUGGUAGGUCAACGUUCGAGGUCACUUCCGGUGACCUCGCGACUUUGACCUCAAAAUUUAAGGUUGUCCGCCAAUUUUAUUUUGAUUCUGAGAUAGCCAUUUUGUAGAACAUGAAAUUUUACGCUAUAUUUGUACAUAAAUCAGAUGAUGUUUUACGUUUUUAAAUUAAUAAAAAAAUAAAAAGAGCGAAAAAUG